CCGUCUGCAGGCGGAGAGAGUCGGACGGCGCCCGGAGCGCGGAUCUCGCCUUGUGGAGGACAGCGCGUCGGCUGCGGUUCUCUCCCGACCCCUUCUGCCCGGCGCUUCGGCCCGGGCCGCUCAGGUGCAGACAGGAUCUGUGGAGCCAUACAACUCACUGUAACCUCAAACUCCUGGGCUCAAGGGAUCCUCCCACUUCAGCCUCCUGAGUAUCUGGGACUACAGAGCAUGAAUAAUCUUUCAUUUAGUGAGCUAUGUUGCCUCUUCUGCUGUCCACCUUGUCCAGGGAAGAUUGCUUCAAAAUUAGCGUUUUUGCCACCUGAUCCAACUUACACACUGAUGUGUGAUGAAAGCGGAAGCCGUUGGACUUUACAUCUGUCUGAACGAGCAGACUGGCAGUAUUCUUCUAGAGAAAAAGAUGCUAUUGAGUGUUUCAUGACUAGAACCAGUAAAGGCAACAGAAUUGCUUGUAUGUUUGUACGUUGCUCACCCAAUGCGAAAUACACUUUACUCUUCUCACAUGGAAAUGCUGUUGAUCUUGGUCAAAUGAGCAGCUUUUACAUAGGACUAGGAUCACGGAUUAAUUGUAAUAUAUUUUCAUAUGAUUAUUCUGGAUAUGGUGCCAGUUCCGGGAAACCCACAGAGAAGAACCUCUAUGCAGACAUUGAAGCUGCUUGGCUUGCUCUUAGGACAAGAUACGGCAUUCGCCCUGAAAAUGUGAUUAUAUAUGGCCAAAGUAUAGGGACAGUACCGUCUGUGGAUCUUGCUGCUCGAUAUGAGAGUGCUGCUGUUAUUCUUCAUUCUCCUCUGACCUCGGGAAUGCGAGUUGCCUUUCCUGAUACCAAGAAGACCUACUGUUUUGAUGCAUUCCCAAACAUUGACAAAAUCUCUAAGAUAACCUCUCCAGUAUUAAUAAUUCAUGGGACUGAAGAUGAAGUCAUUGACUUUUCACAUGGCCUCGCAUUGUUUGAACGUUGCCAAAGACCUGUGGAGCCUCUCUGGGUUGAAGGAGCAGGUCACAAUGAUGUGGAACUUUAUGGACAGUAUCUUGAAAGGUUGAAACAGUUUGUGUCACAGGAACUGGUAAAUUUGUAAAAUAUUCUGUAAAUUUGCUACUGGGUUUUCCUUUCUUGCUGAACUGCACUCUUUGGUAAAUAACAUAAAACCUGAAGGUUUUGUUUGCAAAUCAUGUCAGUUGCCUUCAUAAAUGUACAGGUAAUGAUUUGUUAACAGACUUAAUGAAGGUUUUAAUUACCAGAACUAAAAACUGGAAAUAACAGUACCAUGCAGUCAGGCUGUGUAAUUUAUAUUUUUUCUGUGAAUUUUUUUUUAACAUCAAGAUGAGUACUGUAUGAGAUUUUAAUUCUAUAAAAUCAAAUGCUGUAAAAGUAUUGCCAAAUGCUUUUGCAUACUAGAAACAAAUUUAUAAAUAUUUUUAAAACAUCUCAAUAUACUAAAUCUUAUCCUGGAAUACAACUGUAAUAUUUUGAAAAAAGCUAUGUAUCUAAAGCAAUUUAAGUACUCAGAAUGAACUGUAAAAGAGAUUUAAAACCAUGCAAGUUCACUAGAAUUAACCUAAACCCUGUUGUACAGGGAUAGAGGUUUAAAGUUAUUUUAUUGUAAAAUACAUUGAAUUUUCUGUAUACUCUGAUUACAUACAUUUAUCCUUUAAAAAAGAUGUAAAUCGUAAUUUUUAUGCCAUCUAUUAAUUUACCAAUGAGUUACCUUGUAAAUGAGAAGUCAUGAUAGCACUGAAUUUUAACUAGUUUUGACUUCUAAGUUUGGUACUGUGAGGCAACUACUUAAAAUUUUCAUGCUGGUUAUUUAAAAGGCAUUUAGAGAUUUCAAGAAUGAUUUUGUAUGCGAUGUUUUAAAUUUUGACUGAUCUCAUAGUCUUCAUAGAAUUGCAGUAGUCUUCAUUGUAUGAAAUCCUGAAAGUCCAUGAGUUAAUCUUAAAGACCACUAACAGACUGGCUAUCAGAUCCCUUUUCACUUUGGCUAUUUUUUUAAUUUUUUGAGCUGGAGUCUUGCUCUGUCACUGAGGCUGGAGUGCAGUGGCGCGAUCUCGGCUCACUGCAACCUCUGCCUCCCAGGAUCAAGUGAUUCUCCUGCCUCCGCCUCCUGAGUAGCUGGUAUUACAGAUGCCUGCCACCACGCCUGGCUAAUUUUUGUAUUUUUAGUAGAGACAGAGUUUUGCCAUGUUGAUCAGGCUGGUCUUGAACUCCUGACCUCAUGAUCUGCUCUCCUCGGCCUCCCAAAGUGUCAGAAUUACAGGCAUGAGCCACCGCGCCUGGCCCACUUUAGCUAUUUUUAAAAAUAGGACCUAUUGUUUUGGAUUACUAUCUGAGAAUUUCAUGGAUUCACUCCUGGGUAUAGGAGAUAAGAAUACAUUUGAUUCAUAACUUUUAUAUUAACCAAUAUAGUAAAAAAAUAAAGCUCACACAUGCAAAAACUAAGUUGCCUUUCCUUGAAUGAACCCUGUCUGAAUAAAACAAUGAAAGAAAAAUAAAAAUAAAAUUAAUGGUAUGUAGUCUAAUUUGUAAAUGAAUGAAUAUGGAAAUAAUACACACUGUGGAUAUAUUUUAAGGCCUUAUGUAGUUUUAAUUGUUCUGCUUGUUCCGUGGUUAUGUUUAAGACUAUAGUAUAUGACUCUCUUUAAACUAUAUCAAGUAUUGUGAAUGCUUUGGUUCAGAUGUGUCAAAUUAACAGUAAAACAACAAAUAUACCACUGA
This is a messenger RNA of Pongo pygmaeus (Bornean orangutan), 2732 nucleotides long. It is a transcript of the gene ABHD17B, whose product is annotated as abhydrolase domain containing 17B, depalmitoylase. Bases 229 to 1095 code for a protein of 288 amino acids. Lineage: Eukaryota; Metazoa; Chordata; Mammalia; Primates; Hominidae. The transcript has 5 exons. Gene Ontology annotation, molecular function: palmitoyl-(protein) hydrolase activity. The record is from RefSeq and is a predicted model, not a curated record. Gene Ontology annotation, biological process: protein depalmitoylation; regulation of postsynapse organization. Gene Ontology annotation, cellular component: endosome membrane; plasma membrane.